GAAUCUUUUAAGUGUAGAACAACGCUGGGCAGUUAUGUCGCCGGUGCUGAAGUCAGAUCGUCCACUGUUCGAGUAGUUAAAUUUUCAUAAAUAAAUUCUCUCCUCGGUUAUUUCAGUCUAAAUACGUCGUAUUACGAUAAUGUAUUCUGUUAAAACUACGUAAUUGUUCCAGGAUUGAUCGGUUUUGAGGUAAAUCACCUGUUUGAGCCAUGGCAUCUCUGUCAGAGGAAGUGCUUCUGGUGGUGAAGAAGGUUCGCCAGAAGAAGCAGGAUGGCACACUGUAUCUGAUGGCUGAAAGAAUAGCCUGGGGUCCAGAGGGGAAAGAUCGAUUCACAGUCAGCCACUCAUACUCAGACAUCCGCUGUCAGAAGAUCAGUCCUGAUGGUAAAGCCAAAGUUCAGCUUCAACUGGUCCUUCACACUGGUGAGAGCACCACAUUCCACUUUGCCAAUGAAAGCACCUCACGUAAAGACUGGGAAGCUGCCAAGGAACUGCUGCAGCAGCUACUGCCAAAGUUUAAGAAGAAAGCCAACAAGGAGCUGGAGGAGAAAAACAAGAUGCUUCAAGAAGAUCCUGUGCUUUUCCAACUGUAUAAAGAUCUCGUGGUGAGCCAGGUCAUCAGCGCCGAAGAGUUUUGGGCCAACAGGUUAGGAGGCAUAAACAACGGAGAAUCUGCAGCGUGCGAAAAUAAACAGGAAGUCGGUAUAUCUGGAGCGUUUCUGGCUGACAUCAGACCUCAGACUGAUGGCUGCAACGGGCUGAGAUAUAAUCUGACCGCGGAUAUUAUUGAGUCUAUUUUUAGAACAUAUCCUGCAGUGAAGCAGAAGUACAAAGAAAACGUGCCCCAUAACUUGACGGAGAAGGAGUUCUGGACUCGCUUUUUCCAGUCCCAUUAUUUUCACCGAGACCGCAUCAGCACAGGAACGCAGGAUAUCUUCUCAGAAUGUGCCAGGCAGGAUGAGAAAGGGUUGAAGUCUCUGGUGACCCAAGGAGUGAAGAAUCCGAUGGUUGACCUCUUGUCACUGGAGGACAAAACACUAGAUGAGGGUUACGGAAUCAGCUCAGCUCUGCCAUCAACCUCUCACGCAAGCAGGACAGUAAAGGAGAGCAGCAACUUUGCUAUUAUAAAGAGAUUUAACCACCACAGUGCCAUGGUGCUGGCAGCAGGUUCACGCAAAAGGGAUGUGCCCGCCGACCAAGCCAGUGAGACAAGCAGCACAGACGGAAACUCCAGGGAUUCUGACUUCUUUCAGCCUCCUCUAAAGAAAGUUAAGUUACAAGAAGCCAUAGAAUAUGAGGAUCUGCAACAAGAAAACAGACCCAAAACAGUCGCGUUAAACCUGAAGAAGUCUGACAGGUACGCUCACGGACCUGUCCCACUUCAGUCCCAACAGUACACAACCAGCCAGGACAUCAUCAACUCGGUCAACUACAUCAAACAUGAGAUGUCUAAUUACAAACCCAACCUCACUCAGGUGUUGUCCAGUGCAGCAGCUAGUUCUGCUAUUGCAGCACUCUCUCCAGGAGGUGUCCUCAUGCAGCAGGUUGCACAACAAGCCAUAAACCAAAUGGUUCCUACUGAAAUUCAAGCUGAGUUGAAACACCUUUAUGUUGCUGCUGGAGAGUUAUUGAGACACUUCUGGACCUGCUUUCCUGUCAACACGGCGUUUUUAGAGGAGAAGGUGACAAAAAUGAAGUCAAACCUGGAGAGAUUUCAGAUUACCAAGCUUCGUCCUUUUCAGGAGAAAAUCCAGCGUCAGUACCUAAGUACAAAUCUUACGGGACACUUGGAGUGCAUGCUGCAAGCCGCCUAUAGCAAGUUCCACAUCUGGCAAACCCGCAGGAUGAUGAGGAAGACCUGAUCUGUAGUUGUUUGUCCAGGAGAAAGACUUUGAAGUGUUGAUAAAUUACUUGUGAUGGCUCUCUAUGCCGUGAGAGGACCACAGCCCAUUAGAACAUAGUUCACAAGGGCUUAAAAUGGAAAGCGAGGGAUGCUGCUAAAACCCCAAGUGUUCAGCAGAGAGUAACUGCACCCCAGUCUCAAAUAACUCUAGUUUCAGUCUUUUCUAUUUAUUUUUCAGUGGUUAAGUGUUGUCUGCCUGUAAGAGUUCAGCAGGACUUUUAAAAUGGCCAAACUUCAGCUGAUAGUCAUGCAAACAGCCUCAAGGACGCUGAGAGAAGAGAUGCAGGCAGGGGUGGCUGGUGAGUUUCAUCAGUGCUGAGGCACAAAACUCUCCUCUGAAAACGGGUGACGCGGAAAAGGAAGAGAGGAUGCAACUAUAGCAAUACUGUAAAGACGUUUCACACUCGAGUGCUUUAGUGUGUCAAAGGAAAUCAUUGGUUUAUAAACUCUGCACUACCUGUCUGCACUGAAGACAACAGUACAAGAUUAAAGUGAGGUAUUCCGCUUUGUAUUAAAAUGCAGUAUUUCAUCACACAUUUCUGUAUUUAGUUCAAACCCUAAUUCAUUACAUUUGAAUUUAAUCACC
Molecule: messenger RNA, 2489 nt
Organism: Nothobranchius furzeri (turquoise killifish)
Lineage: Eukaryota; Metazoa; Chordata; Actinopteri; Cyprinodontiformes; Nothobranchiidae
Gene: gtf2h1
Product: general transcription factor IIH, polypeptide 1
Biological process (GO): transcription by RNA polymerase II; nucleotide-excision repair; transcription by RNA polymerase I
Cellular component (GO): transcription factor TFIIH holo complex; transcription factor TFIIH core complex
Source: RefSeq, a predicted model, not a curated record